AUCGGGAAUCCCUGACAACAUGUCUUAUUCUGUUUAUGUCAGUUAUAUUUUUCACAUGGUGGCUCUUUCUUUGAUAUCUCUCUUGGGAACAAUUGGAAAUGGUCUGGUCAUCUGGUUCGCUGCCUUCAGGAUGAAGAAGACUGUCAACUCAAUUUGGCUUUUAAGUUUAGCUGUUGCCGAUUUUACCUUCAGCUUAUUUCUACCCUUAACCAUCACAUAUUUGGCCCUUAACUAUAAGUGGCCAUUUGGAACCUUCAUGUGCCACCUAAACCAUCUUGUUUUAUUCAUCAAUCUGUCUGCCAGUGUCCUACAACUCACCGUCAUCAGCAUUGAUCGCUGCAUCGCCACGGUAUACCCCGUUUGGUGCCAGAACCAUCGCACCGUUAGACUGGCUGUGAAAGUCGUCGUUGUAGUUUGGAUUCUCUCUCUUAUAUUUAGCAUACCUUACAGCAUAGACACAAACUCAGCAGGCUUAACUUCACUUUUGAUUUGCUUUAUACCUGGAAGUGGUGCAAGUUUUAUAUACAAAGGUCAAGUCAUCGUACGAUUUAUUGGCUUUUUUCUUAUACCUUUUCUGAUCAUUCUCUUGUGUUACGCUGUGAUCUUUUGGCGCAUCCGCAGAAAUCGUAUAGCCACAUCUACCAAGCCCUUCAAAGUUAUUGCAGCUGUUGUAUCAUCCUUCUUUAUUUGUUGGUUUCCUUAUCACCUCUUUUCCAUAUGGAUGCUCGUCGCGCCAAAUGAUUUAGAAUUUCAUGCUAAGCUCCAUGUUGGAACGGUGAUAUCUACCUGCUUGGCUUAUACAAACAGUUGUGUCAAUCCAGUCCUCUAUGUCUUCAUGGGUCAAGACUUCAAAGACACAUUCUGGAGGUCCAUCCAGUCUACUCUUGAGAGAGCAUUCAGUGAGGAGGCCAACCAAGUCAAGACAAAUAGAAAUAUAGGUGACUACACAUCCUCAGCUACUUGUGCAAUAAGCCAGUUAUGAAAUGAAAUGAUUUACAAAGGUAUGACAUUACA
This is a messenger RNA of Rana temporaria (common frog), 1014 nucleotides long. Its product is annotated as chemokine-like receptor 1. Gene Ontology annotation, molecular function: complement receptor activity; G protein-coupled receptor activity. Gene Ontology annotation, biological process: inflammatory response; positive regulation of cytosolic calcium ion concentration; complement receptor mediated signaling pathway. Lineage: Eukaryota; Metazoa; Chordata; Amphibia; Anura; Ranidae. Gene Ontology annotation, cellular component: plasma membrane. The transcript has a single exon. The record is from RefSeq and is a predicted model, not a curated record. The coding region runs from base 20 to 982 and encodes 320 amino acids.